AUGGUUCAGAAUAAGAAGAAAGCGGCGGCGGCGACCAAACUCCGCAAGCCGCCGAAGCGCGACGCGGAGAAGAAGCUCGGGAAGAAGGGUGACAUGGCGCAGUUCAGGGCGCACCUGGACUCCCUUGGGCUGAAGAUAGUCGAAGUGACGGCAGAUGGAAACUGCUUCUUCAGGGCUAUGGGUGACCAGCUUGAAGGCAAUGAGGAAGAGCACAUGAAGUACCGAGCUAUGGUUGUGGAAUACAUUGUGAAACACCGUGAGGAGUUUGAGCCAUUUAUCGAGGAUGAAGUUCCGUUUGAGGAAUACUGUGACUCUAUGCUAAAGGAUGGAACUUGGGCUGGCCACAUGGAGCUGCAAGCCGCUUCUCUGCUGACAAGAAGAAAUAUAUGCAUUCACAUGCUUAACUCACCACGUUGGUACAUAAACAACUUUUCUGGCCGUGAAGCUAGUAACAUGGUUCACUUGUCUUAUCAUCAUGGUGAGCACUACAACAGUGUCAGGCUGAGAGAAGAUCCAUGUCAAGGUCCUGCAAUGCCAGUUGUCAUCAAGACUGAUGCCAAUAUAUCCAACAUAAACAAUAACACUCAAACAAAAGCAAAGGAGGUGAAGAAAUCUUCACACAGAUCAACCUAUGACCACACAUCAGUUAAAUUGGUCAUGGCUGGAACUGGAUGUUCUGACGUUGCCAUAGCUGAGCAUGUUCUGGGAGAAAUGGAUGGUGAUGUUGAUGCUGCCAUUGAGUACAUGAUAGCGGAGCGACUUGCAGUCAGUACUGAUGAUGCAGAGGUAGACCCUUAUAUGGACUAUGCAUGUAAUGGAGAUGAACUUAUCAAAUGGCAAGAGGAGAACAACAUGAUUGAGCAUAAGGAUGAAGCUAGUUGUUCCAGCAAAGAUGAAACUGUCGAGAAACCAAAAAAUCAGAUGCUGUGCAAUCUAAGAAGGGCCAAAGGCGGGCAAGGGAAAGGCCAGAAAGGGAAGAAACCGAAGAAGAAAGAACAAGCGGAAGCAGCACCUGCCAAGGCCAAGGAGUCUGCAGUUGCGCCAGACCUAGGAGCUCUUUGCAUCUGA
Molecule: messenger RNA, 1068 nt
Organism: Miscanthus lutarioriparius
Lineage: Eukaryota; Viridiplantae; Streptophyta; Magnoliopsida; Poales; Poaceae
Source: the annotation of a GenBank genome assembly